Punctularia strigosozonata HHB-11173 SS5 is the source of this 438-nucleotide messenger RNA. Its product is annotated as DUF1960-domain-containing protein. NCBI's taxonomy places the organism in Eukaryota, Fungi, Basidiomycota, Agaricomycetes, Corticiales, Punctulariaceae. The record is from RefSeq and is a predicted model, not a curated record. Bases 1 to 438 code for a protein of 145 amino acids. The transcript has 4 exons.
AUGCCCAAGUCCCUCAGCAAGGUCAUCUACAAGCCCGAUUCUCAGUCGACCGAUGAGUACCAUGUCAUCGUGAACCCCGAGGAGUACAAGAAAUGGAAAGAAGGAGGUAAGCACAUUACGAUACCCCUCGUGGAAGUCGUGGACUCAUUCCACAUAUUCUUCACGAACCAAGGCUCGCAGGGCAAGCUUGGCCAAGCAUCACAUCAACAACUCGAAGACACGUUCGGCUCCAGCAAGGACGUUGAUGCCGUGAAAGCGUUGCUCGAGAAGGGUACCUUGCAAGCGGUAAGAGAUUUUGCUUGCACUCCUGUUAUUGCGAUGUUGAAACAGUCACAGGCGUCUGCGAUCGAAGGUGGUCGUGGUUCUUCCGCACUCAACGACGCUCACGGAACCAAGACCAUCGAUACUCGUGGAAACCCUCGGUCGUCUGGUAUCUGA